UGGAUGCUUCAAAGCCUUCAUUCGACGUGGAGUUUGAGGACCUCAGUAAGCUGUUCUGUGAGGUUCCAGAGGACACCACGUACUCUGUGGGGGCCUCCUUCCUGAAGGCUUUGCAGAAUCCCGGUGAACACCUUCAGGACUUCACCAAGUUGUGUGACAGCCAGAAAGAGGUGGAAAUGGAUGAUCUCCUGGAGGACAUCUUACAUGGAGAUCUGGAGCACACAGCUCCUCCUGUAGACAGGUAGGUUUGGACAGGAGACCCUGUCUGAUAAUACUUUAUUUUGGAGAUGAAAGAAGGAACUGUCAUGAUUUAGGGUUUUAGUUAGAGAAAUGGAUUUAUGACAAAUGUGGACAGAGGACAUUUUGUAAUCACUGGUUGUGUUUGUUUGUGUGUCCAGGUUCAGAAUGAUGCUCAAAUCCAGGAACCUGACUGCCCUCCAAGACCCAUAUUGGAUCCACAAAGCAGAGAUGCGACGUUUGUCCCUCUGGACACCCACGCCUGUCCUCCAAGUGUCAUCCCUCCCUGCCGUCGUGUCCAACCUUCUGUUUUUGUGCCUCCCUUCACUCUCCGUCCUCCCAAUUUCGUCUCUACCCACACUCCUGUCAACAGUUUCCGUCCCCAUCUGCACUCCUGUCCAGCCAACAGCUCCUGUUCCCAACUACUCUCCUGUUCGGCCAAUAUCUUCUGUCCCCAUCUGCACACCAGCCCGUCCUCCAGUCCACUUCAGUCCCAGCAGCCCAACCCGGACCAAACCCUACAUCAAAAAAAAACCCCAACUCAUUUAUGAUUUUCUGGAAGGAGUAGCACAAUUUCAAACGAAACAUUGUGCCACAGUAAAUAAAGUUCUGGGAAAGAUGUGGCAUUCUCUCUCUGCGGAACAAAAGAAGAAAUAUUACGAGGAGCAGACAAAAGAGAGCCGGUGCCACUAUGAGCUCCACCUGACCUCGAAGCCCCAAAAGAAGGUGAGCAAACAGUCAGAUCGUGCAUGUCAUAUGUUCACAUCACACACAUGUCACCCUUGA
Thalassophryne amazonica is the source of this 1023-nucleotide messenger RNA. Its product is annotated as transcription factor 7-like 1. The record is from RefSeq and is a predicted model, not a curated record. The transcript has 3 exons. Bases 406 to 1023 code for a protein of 205 amino acids. NCBI's taxonomy places the organism in Eukaryota, Metazoa, Chordata, Actinopteri, Batrachoidiformes, Batrachoididae.